CGCCAAAGUGUGAAGUCUCGUGGCUCAGAGCCCAAGCGUAGAAAAAAUUUAAAAAGUUCUCCUGCAUCCGAGCAAAAAAUUUAAAAUAUCGGUGCGAAAAUGCUAUAGAUCAAAAGCAAGGAGGAAAAUCAAAGGAAAAAAACCAAUUGGAAAUAAUCAAAAUGAAUCGUCUGCUGCUGCAGUGUCUGGUGGCCACCAUUCUGGUGUACAAAGUGAUUUCUGUGCCCACCAGCACAACUGGUACUAGUGUCCAGACCACCACAGAGAUCCCCCAACAGGACGACGACGACGACGAUUGGGAUGAGGACGAUGACUCCCUGGAAUCCGACGAUGACGGUCGCGUCUACAAGAACCCUCGCAACUCACCCUCCACCGAGUGUCCCAGGGAUGAGGAGCAGGCUACGCUCUUGGGGCAGAAGUGCUUGAGAAAAUGCUCCUCGGACGAGGACUGCAAGAGCAAGAAGAAGAAGUGCUUGUGCGACGGCGUCUGCGGCAACUCCUGCAUCAAGCCGGACCGAGAGUGCCCGGAACUGGCUCAACCUACUCUGGGCCAGGUCACCGUGGCCGGUCGCCACUUUGGUGCCCGUGCCUCCUAUGCCUGUCCCCACGGCUAUCAUGUGGUGGGACUGCAGAGCCGUCUGUGCCAAGCCGACGGCAACUGGGCGGGCGCCGAGCCAGCCUGCAAGCAGAACAUCUACUGCCUGAAGCCACCACAGAUCGAGCAUGCACGGAACUCGGCCCUGCCCGAGCAGGAGACAUUCGACCUGGACUCGACGGUGCAGUACCAUUGCCAUACGGGCUAUGUGACCAAUGGAUUUCCUAGGGCCAAGUGUCUGGCCAUCGAUAACCAGGCCAGCUGGUAUGGACCCGAUAUACAAUGUGAACCCCGUUCCUGUGGCCAGCCACCGGAUCCGGCCUAUGGCUGGCAUGCCGGCGAGUGCUAUACGUACGGUUGCAAGAUCACCUACAAUUGUGGCACCGGCUACGAGCUGGUGGGCAAGCACGAGCGCUACUGCCAGUCGGAUGGCUCGUGGACGCCCAAGGAGCUGCCAACGUGUGUCUUGGUGACCUCUGUGGUCUGCCCCACGCCGGAGAAUCCCAAGAACGGCAAGGCCACCUACACCACCCUGGCCUACAAUUCGGUUGUGAGCUACGAGUGCCGCUACGGUUACACCCUGGUCGGCGAGAGCUCCAGUCGCUGCGGUGCCGAUCGCAAAUGGAGCGGAACCCUGCCCACCUGCAAGGAGAUCAAUUGCGGACAUCCUGGUGUCCUGUACAACGGCUGGAUCGAGAACAUUGAGGCGGGCACUGGCCUCGGCGCCAGCAUCAUCUUCCGCUGCCAGCCCGAGAUGAUGAUCAACGGCUUGGGGUCGAGUGUCUGCCAGAUCGAUGGGCGCUGGCGCAAUGCCUUGCCCGAGUGUCUGGCUCCCUGCGUGGUUCCCACCAUAUCCCAGGGCUAUGUCAUUCCCAUCGAAAUAACCACAGACGAGAACGGAACGACAAUUGUCACGCCCACAACGACCACAACCCAGUCGCCCACCCAAACCCUGGGCGGAGUUGAGAAGGUCAAGCACGGCACUGCGCUGGAGGUGAAGUGCGAUGAGAACUACGAGUUUCCCGUCUCAUUGUUGAGUCCGCCGACCUGCAACAACGGCACCUGGAGCAUAAUACCACGCUGCAUUCCGGCCCGCUGCAAGAGCAUGCCGCGUCCUCCCAAGCAUGGCAUGGUGAUGGCCCCCAAGACGGAGCACGGCAUGAAGGCGCGCUUCAAGUGCAAGGAUGGGUUCAAGCUAGUCAGCCCAGAGGGCAAGGAUGUCACCGAUCCGCAUGAUUACGUGCUCACCUGUUCAUUUGGCAAUUGGACGGGGGAGACGCCAAAGUGCGAUGAGGUCUUCUGCUCGUUUCCGGGCUACAUACCCAACGGAAAGGUUCUGCUGGUGGGCAACAUGGGGCUCUACGACUACCGGCCGUAUGUCAAGAAGAUUGUCAACAACAAACAGAUCAUGUAUGACUGUGACAAGGGAUAUGUCCUGGAGGUUGGUCCGCCGGGUGCCACUUGCGUGGGUGGUAAAUGGCGUCCCCUGGAUCUGCCGCAGUGUCUACUGGGCCAGCAUCCUCGACUCCGUUGGAAUCGCCGUCGACGUCGCUCCCUGCAGCUGCGUCAAUUGAGAUCCGUAUAUCUGCUGCAAAGACAGCGACAACUGCAACGCGAACUGGCGGAACACCAAAACCAUUUGGAGGGAGCUGGGACCUCAUCGCACCGGGUAAAGCGCAGCCCCAAUCCCACGGACCUGGAUCUGGCCUAUUCCAAAUACUAUCAGACCAUCAAGGAGCGCUAUCAGCGUUAUGUGCGGAAAAUGCUGGGCCACAACAGGAUUUAUCAGAAGCUGCACGCCCACGAUGGACUCUGGUACGAUCACAACAGUGCCAACAGUCCGAACAAUCCCGAGAUGGUCAUGAUGCGAGGCAAGACCACGCACAAGUGGCACAGCCCUAACGAGGCCAAUGACUUUGAGGAUAGAAACGAUUAUCGAGCUGGCGGAGUAGUGCCUCUGCCCAACAUCAAUCAGAGCUCGCGAACCCACACCCACAACCAGUCCAUAAACCAUAGCUCCAAUGAGGCGCCACUAGCCAACGGGUCACCGCCUCGAGCGACAUCAAGGAAGUAUCACCCGAACACGACACUCUCCUUCAUCGAACAGCUAAAGUCCCAGAUCGUGGGACGGCGUCGAAAGCGGAGUACGAGCAUUGGCUCAGGCUCCCCUCCACCGUCCGCCACGCUGCCCGAUGCCGAUGUGGACACCAGUGACGGGGGCGAGGCUGGUAAAGGUGCUGGGGGUAAGCGUAUUCGCGGACCCUGCGAGGAUCUCGACUGGGAUUCGUUUGCCAACAUUACCACGGUGCGACCGGGCAAGGUGCCGGGACGAAAUUCCGUGGGCAUCAUGCUCCAGCUGGAGUGCAAUGCGGGAUUCAAGCUGAACAUUAAGGGGGAGAAUGCCACGGCCCGCUGCAUACGCGGAAUCUGGAAGCCCGAGACCCCGCGAUGUAUGUCGGCUCCUUGCCUGGUGCCAGCCGUGGAGCAUGGCCAGUACUACAAGGUGGAGCCGCACACGAAGCAGCUGAGUGAUAAACCAUCUCUGACGCCGCUGUCCACCUACGAGGAGAUCCAGUCCAAUGAGUUCGUGACCCUGGAGUGCGAAGAUGGCUUCAACAUACAGGGCUUGGCUCAGCUGCGUUGUGCUCAUGGUUCCUGGUCGGUGGCCGCUUUCUCCGAGUGCACCUCCGUGCCUUGUACACUGCCCAACAUUCCGGGUGUCAUCUAUGAUGGCGGUUACCGGGCAGGUCUAACCAUCGGCCAUGGGAGCACAGUCAACGUGAGGUGUGAGCUCUCCACCAAUGCCAAUCCCAUUGAGAUGUCAUGCCACAAGGGCGUCCUCACGCCACCCAGUAUACCCUGCGAGUCGGGGAUGCGUAGGUCCCGCGAGGAGCUCGAACAUGCCACACCAACGCCGCAUCCCAAGAUGGAGCACAAUGAGCUGGACAACGAUCACGACCAUCAUGACAACAACACGGAAGAGCAUGACCAUGAUGACUUGAAGAUGUGUGGCCCGCCUAUGCUAACCGACGGCGCCCUGGUUUACAAAAAUACUGAUCCUCAUGUUGAUAUUGAUGGAAUGUACGAGAGCGGCACAGAGAUCUUCUUUAAUUGCAUACCAAAUGCGGCUGGGGAUCGGCAGACAUGGCGCAUUAUCUGCGACAACGGCCUGUGGAUAGGACGAUCCUACAAUUGCGAGAACGGCACGUGCGUGUUCAAGAACAACGAAGCGAAUGUGGUUAGCUUUUACAAUGAUCUUGAGAUCCGUGAAGAUGUUGUAGACUUUCCCCCAGGAGCUACUAUAAUCUCCAGGUGUGUCGAUAUUGGCAAGUUUUCCAUGACUGGGAGCCACGAGCGCACUUGCAUUCAUUCGGAAUGGACAAACACAAAGCCCCUGUGCUCAGGCCUGAAUCAGGAGAACGACUAUGCGAUGGAAAAGGCACCCACUAUCCUGUUUCGCCACCAGAACGGACCCAUUGCCCAGAGCAACGAUGGCAAACUGAUUGUCUACCCGGGCACCACGCUGCACAUGGAAUGCCUGUGGAUGCGGCGCUUCGGCAAUCCCAAAUGGAAUGUCAGUCACGUGCACAAGAACUACACGGAGGGCUGGGUGACCGAGGCAGAUGCGGGCCGGGACUCAUCGCUGGAGUAUCGGCUGAGCAUUUUCGAUGCCAGCCACGACGACACAGGAUUCUACUCGUGCAUGACCCCGGCGAGGCACGAGCACGCCGUCGAGGUGGUGGUCAAGGCAAUCAACUGCCCGGAGAUACCGAUACGAAGGGGCCUGAUCGUGAACACGAACGACACGAAGCUGAGCACACGCGUGCUGUUGUCCUGUGCCAAUGGCAACUCGUUGAUUGGCGCAUCGGAGCUGUUUUGCUUGCCGAGUGGCAAUUGGAGCGCACCGUUGCCGGUUUGCGAGAGCGUCGAGUGCGGAGAUAUACCGCUGCCGAACAAUGUGAGCUCGCCGCGCGUCUCCGUGCUGUCGCGGGAGGUGGGCGGGCGCGCGGCGUUCUCGUGCUCGUCGGGUUACGGCUUGCGCGGCCCUUCGGAGGCCAUCUGUAACCCGACGGGCGAAUGGUCGGCCCCAUUCCCCACAUGUGUUGAGGUGCAGUGCGAUAAUCCCGGUGCGCCGCAAAACGGUUACGCCCAGGGCUCGGCACCUUACCGUGCCGGCGAUGUGGUCCAGUUCAAUUGCAACCCGGAGUACAUGAUGCAAGGUCAGCCAAUAAUUGCCUGUCAGGAUAACGGCCGCUGGUCGGGCGGUCUGCCGAAGUGCGUACAGGCCUGUUCGUAUCCAGGCACCGUCAUCAGCGGCCGCAUGUCCUCGGUCAAGUUCUACUACGCCAUCGGCGAGAGCAUCACCUUCACCUGUGACGCUGGCCUCGAGCUGCGCGGCUCCAAGGUCCUCAAGUGCAUGAAGAACGGCAAGUGGUCCAGCGCCAUACCCACGUGCGUCACCAACGAGGCACCUCCGCCCGGCACUGUCGGCUCCAACAAGCAUGUGUCCAACACCAUGGGUUGAGAGGAGGAUACCACAACGAAGCAGCAGCUAGCAGCUGAGCGAGCGGCCGUUUAGUAAGUUAAUGAGUUAAAUCAAAGUGAUACUAAUACAUAUGUACUAACUAAUGCACAUUCAAGGCUCACAGUCUCACGCGUAAACUAACUUACUAAUACACUGACAUUCUUGCGAUUCGAAAUUUAAUUGUAAUUGUCUAACGGCCCAUCAUUUUACUAUUAAUAAAUGUUCGUCGAAUAAACAGUUCUUGGGCUGGGGCCUGGGAUUCCUGCGAGUAGUAA
Messenger RNA from Drosophila persimilis, 5395 nucleotides. RefSeq names its product protein lev-9 (gene Hasp). The coding region runs from base 162 to 5120 and encodes 1652 amino acids. Lineage: Eukaryota; Metazoa; Arthropoda; Insecta; Diptera; Drosophilidae. Gene Ontology annotation, cellular component: extracellular region. The record is from RefSeq and is a predicted model, not a curated record. The transcript has 16 exons. Gene Ontology annotation, molecular function: peptidase inhibitor activity.